AGGGAAUGGAGAGGGAAAACAGAAUGAUGUGUGUGCUGUGAAUUCGGAGUUGGGUGGGUCUACCGUGUUUGGUGUUUCACAUUUCCACAGAAGUCACGGCCCGUGCGUCAAAGCGCUUUCAGUUCCACAAUGUUGAUGCUGGCUGGAAUCGUCGUGCUGCACAUAACCACCAUCAUCCUGCUGCUGGUGGCCACUAUUGAUAAUGCCUGGUGGGUCACUGACACGCUCUCCACUGACCUUUGGGGCCGGUGGGUGAUGACCAACUCUGUCUGGCACUACACCAAUCUGAAAAACUACCCAGAAGAGUAUCUUCAGACCAUCCAGGCCACAUCGGUGCUCGCCUGCAUCUUUGCUAUUCUGGCUUUGUUUGUGUUUGUCGCUCAGCUCUUCACUCUUCCCAAAGGCCAGAGGUUCACCUUCACUGGUAUUCUGCAGGCCAUCUCCUGCCUGUGCAUAAUGAUAGCAGCCUCGAUCUACACGGCUGAAUUUCACACCAACGAGACAGAGGGAAGCUACGGCCACUCCUACGUACUGGCCUGGAUCUCCUUUGUCUUCACCAUUCUCUUAGCCAUCACCUACUUUGUCUUACGGAAAAAGAGCGAGUGAAUAAAAGGAGGGGCUAAAAUUGAAUACUUUGGGAAAAUUUUUAUUUUUUUUUUGUUCAAAAUGUGUGUAAUGUAAUGUUGUCAAGUGUAUGAAUUGCCAUUUGCAGCUAUAAAGUAACAGUUAUUUAGAAGCAAAUUGAGCUGUAACCUACAUGAAGGGCUUACGUGACGCGGUUUAAAAGAGGAGAAUGAGAGAAAAAACAUUGCUGUGAUUAUAAAAAAUAAAAAAAAACAUUUGUGGCUGAAAUCAGGCCUAAACGAUGAAGUCAUCCAAACACGUGAACUAUGUGAUGUUGACUGUAACCAUGUAGUGGGCACAAAGGGUGUCCCCUGUGCGUCCAGUAAACACUGAGCAGUGUGUUGGCACAACUACAUUCAUGCAGUACUUGAACAACCAGGAGAAAAGCCGUUACUUUUAGCGAGUAGUAACUUGUUUUAUUCUUAUUAUUUUACUGAAGUCUAGUGUAUUCACGUGUCACAUGUAACCAUAAUAUUUGUUUUUAUACUGAGUGAUUUAACCAUGUCUUUUGUGUCUGUAUUGGCUGCUAUACAGUGUAUAUAAGCAAUAAUAGAUACAGUGAACUAACAGCAAACAGGGAGGACAAUGGUGGUGUGCCAAUUUACUGCUAUAGACAGUUUUGUGUUAUGGAGUUUAAGCCAUAUCAGCUAUAAAUUAAACAUGCAAUGAACAAAGCUUAUAUUUGUUCUACUUAACUAAUGCAAAUAAAUAAAUACAUUUCACAAAA
Messenger RNA from Periophthalmus magnuspinnatus, 1351 nucleotides. RefSeq names its product epithelial membrane protein 1 (gene emp1a). The transcript is spliced from 5 exons. The coding region runs from base 130 to 606 and encodes 158 amino acids. The record is from RefSeq and is a predicted model, not a curated record. NCBI's taxonomy places the organism in Eukaryota, Metazoa, Chordata, Actinopteri, Gobiiformes, Gobiidae. Gene Ontology annotation, cellular component: plasma membrane.